Maniola jurtina (meadow brown) is the source of this 1041-nucleotide messenger RNA. RefSeq lists its product as uncharacterized. The coding region runs from base 72 to 1007 and encodes 311 amino acids. The record is from RefSeq and is a predicted model, not a curated record. The transcript is spliced from 4 exons. Gene Ontology annotation, molecular function: methyltransferase activity. NCBI's taxonomy places the organism in Eukaryota, Metazoa, Arthropoda, Insecta, Lepidoptera, Nymphalidae.
UGAUGUUUUGUGGUUAUAAUAACUUAUAACCUCACUUUUUCUCCAAGUGGAUCAGAAAGAGGAAAUAAACAAUGUCUGAUGAAGAAAUAGUUAGUGCGAAAUGUCGUUUAUUAGAAAUUUUCUCUGAUCUCGAUGACGCUGAAAUAGAAUCGAUUGAAAAGUGGAUAUGUUCCCAUUCAUAUAGAAAGGAUUUAGAAUACAAAAAGUCACUAAAAAGUUCAGCUAAGUUAUUAAAAAGGAUUGGAGAUUCUAUAAAAAAAAUUGUGCCUUUAGAGGCUGAGAUGCCAACAGAGCACAUCACACCACCAAGAGUUGGAGACCAAGCUGAUUGUGAUAAAAACAAUUCUUGUCAUGUAGAUGAGUUUCUCUAUGAUGAAAAACAGGUUGAGGACUUGGUCAAAAAGGGAAAACUGAGACGACAAUUUUGUUUUGAUUGUAAGUCUCGAAAUAUAAAGGAUUUAACAUUUAUAUCCCAUUCAAUGUCAAGACAAGCCUUGCAAUACAUAUUCAAAGUACUUCUUCCCAGAGAUUUGGAACGCAAACAAAUAUUAGAUGUGGGGUCACGACUGGGAGCAGUUUUGUAUGCUGCCUAUCAUUUCACAAAUGCAUCAAAAGUAGUUGGUAUUGAGAUAAAUAAAGAAUGCUGUGAAGUUCAGGAAAAAAUAAUUGCACAGUAUUCAAUGGACAAAGACAGAAUAUCAGUAAUAAAUUCAGAUGUAUUGGAGAGGCAAGAUAUUGUUGAAUGUUCAGAUAUAAUCAUAAUAAAUGUUCUAGACUUUUUUGUUGAUGAAGAAAAACACAGAGAAUUGUGGUAUUUCUUCAAAAAACACAUAAAAAAGGGCAGUUAUUUGAUUGCAAAUAGAAGCAUGGCAGAAACGUUGGGCUGUUUGGAAAUAUUUGAAGAAUUUAUGGACUGGCUGAGCAUAUGUAAACCAAACCAGGCAGAUAAUGAAAUAUUUUUCGAUGUGGAAGAUUAUAGUGAAUUAUAUUUAUAUUCAAUAAAUUAAUGUACCUACAUAAAUAAUAAUAAAUAUAUAAUAA